Ostertagia ostertagi is the source of this 372-nucleotide messenger RNA. Lineage: Eukaryota; Metazoa; Nematoda; Chromadorea; Rhabditida; Trichostrongylidae. The record is from the annotation of a GenBank genome assembly.
AUGCUUGUAAUGGAGCUAGUGGACGGCGGUUCACUUGAUAGUGUACUGCAAAAAAGUCAAGACGACAUUCCACUGAAUGAUCUUUUACGGUAUGCCUUUGGGGCUGCUAAAGGGCUCGAAUAUCUGCACGAUAAUGACUGCAUUCAUAGAGAUGUAGCAGCAAGGAACUGCUUAGUGAACGGAGGCGAUGUGAAAAUUAGCGACUUCGGGUUAUCACAUAGCCUAUCGAAUCGAGAAAAGCACUAUAAGCUCAAGGAUAUGAACCAACGCUUACCAAUCCGAUGGCUCGCUCCAGAAGUUCUCUCGACGGCGACAUAUUCGACAAAAAGCGAUGUGUUCUCCUAUGGAGUGCUGCUUUGGGAGGUGAGCUGA